Messenger RNA from Nylanderia fulva, 3132 nucleotides. The record is from RefSeq and is a predicted model, not a curated record. Lineage: Eukaryota; Metazoa; Arthropoda; Insecta; Hymenoptera; Formicidae.
UAUGUUACUCUUAGAAUUUUAGGAAGAUGUUUUCACCGUCGUUGCAAUGAACGACGAGGACACGACUUUAUUAAGGAGGACACAUCGGAUGAAAUUAUUUCUACGCACGAUCGACGUCUCCGCUCUAUCGAAUUCUACGAUAUGAAGCAUAAGCCAAAAUACAUCGCGAAUAACAAACGCGGCACAAAACACGCGCUUUUGAGCAGAAUACGCCGAGCGGCUACCGCGAGGAAAGAACGAGUGUGGGAUCACGGCGUGAUCCCUUACGAGAUAGAUGGAAAUUUUUCUGGCGCUCAUAAAGCACUAUUCAAACAAGCGAUGAGACAUUGGGAAAAUUUUACUUGCGUAAAAUUUGUGGAGAGAGUGUCCAGAGAGCAUCCUAAUUAUAUCCUAUUUACGGAAAGACCUUGCGGAUGUUGUUCCUUCGUUGGAAAAAGAGGUAAUGGACCACAAGCUAUUAGCAUUGGAAAAAACUGCGAUAAGUUUGGUAUAGUUGUACACGAGUUAGGCCACGUCGUUGGAUUUUGGCACGAGCACACUCGACCGGAUCGCGACCGUCAUGUACAAAUCAUCCGCGAUAACAUCAUGAGCGGUCAAGAGUACAAUUUCAACAAAUUGACAGAAGACGAAGUGAAUUCACUUGGCCUGCCUUAUGAUUAUGACUCUAUCAUGCAUUAUGCAAAGAAUACCUUUUCGAAAGGCACUUAUUUAGACACAAUAUUACCCAUGGAAUCUCAUGGAAAAAAGAGGCCCGAAAUCGGACAAAGAAUUCGAUUGAGCGAGGGCGACAUCGCGCAAACGAAUCUUUUAUAUAAAUGUCAUAAAUGCGGCAGAACGUUUCAAGAGAAUAGUGGUAUCUUCGGAUCACCAAGCUACCCAAAUAAUUCUCCGCCCAACGAUGGAGAACGCUGCGAAUGGAGGAUUACGGCCACACAUGGCGAACGUAUCGUCCUAAACAUUACGUCCCUCGAUAUAUUCAAGAGUGAUUAUUGCCGCAGCGAUUAUCUGGAAAUUCGAGACGGAUAUUGGCACAAGAGUCGGGUGUUAGGUCGAUAUUGCGGCAGCGGUAAAAUGCACGAGCCAAUAGUGUCAAGUGGAAGUCGUAUGCUGGUAACGUACAUGACAUCUAGCAGGCAAAGUGGCCACCGUGGCUUCACGGCUAGUUACGAAGCUGUUUGCGGUGGCGACGUCGAACUGGACGGGAUAGGUCAUCUUGAAUCGCCUAAUUAUCCUGAGGAAUAUCAAUCCAGUAAGGAGUGCGUGUGGAAACUAUCUGUACCCCAGGACUAUCAGGUGGCCCUGAAGUUCCAGUCCUUUGAAAUCGAGAACCAUGACAACUGCGUGUACGAUUAUGUCGAGGUGCGUGACGGGCAUAACAACGAUUCCCCUUUAAUCGGCGUUUAUUGUGGAUACAAGAUACCACCAGACAUCAAGUCAACGGGGAAUAAGCUACUUGUUAAGUUCGUCAGUGACGGUUCCGUGCAAAAAGCUGGCUUCUCGGCAACUUUUAUGAAAGAAUUCGACGAGUGCGUAUUAACAGAACAUGGUUGCGAGCACGAUUGCAUCAAUACGCUCGGUGGAUAUGAAUGUUCUUGCAAAUCGGGUUUCGAGCUGCAUUCGGACGGCAAGCAUUGCGAAGACGCUUGCGGUGGAUUUUUUGAUGCUAAAAACGGCACUAUCACGAGUCCAUCGUUUCCCGAGCCGUAUCCAGGAAACAAAAAUUGCAUCUGGGAAAUUAUUGCGCCGCCGCAAUAUCGCAUUACUUUAAAUUUCACACAUUUCGAUCUAGAGGGUAAUAAUAUAUAUCAGGAAGAAUGCGAGUACGAUUCCAUGGAGGUCGCGAGUAAGCUCGGCGACGACGUUCUCCGAAAGCAUGGGAUAUUUUGCGGCGCACGAUUACCGCCAUUAAUAACGUCCGAAGGCAAUUUUAUGAGAAUCACCUUUACGUCUGAUAACAGCAUCCAAAAGUCGGGUUUCGCUGCCAUAUUUUUUACGGAUAAGGAUGAGUGCGCCACUAACAAUGGUGGGUGUCAGCACGAGUGCAAAAACACGCUAGGUUCUUAUCAGUGCUCCUGCCACAACGGUUUUACACUUCAUGAAAACGGUCAUGAUUGCAAAGAGGGCGGUUGCAAAUACGAGAUUACGGCGCCCGUGGGAACAAUUACCUCACCGAAUUAUCCGGAUUAUUAUCCCGGCCGUAAAGAUUGCGUCUGGCAUUUUACCACGAAACCAGGCCAUCGGAUAAAAUUGAUCUUCAAAGUUUUCGAAAUGGAGUCGCAUCAAGAAUGCGCGUAUGAUCACAUUGCUAUUUACGACGGAGAUUCGCCAGACAGCCUUACUCUAGGUAGAUUCUGUGGUACCAAAGAGCCGCAUCCAAUUCUAGCAACUGGCAAUCAAAUGUACAUGGUUUUCAAGAGUGACGCUUCCGUGCAAAGGAAAGGAUUUUUAGCGACUCAUAGCACAGCUUGUGGUGGUCAUCUUAUGGCAACGGAUACAGUAAAUCAUUUGUAUUCCCAUGCUAAAUAUGGUUAUCACAAUUACGAUCAAAGAACCGAUUGUGACUGGGUAAUAGAAGCACCACUUGGCAAAAACGUUCAUUUGACUUUUAAUUCAUUCCAACUCGAAUACGAAGCCGAAUGCGGAUAUGACUUUGUUGAAGUAUUCUCCGGUUUAGAUGCGUCCAGUCCGCCAUAUGGGCGAUUUUGCGGUAAUUCCAAUACCACGGAUUUUAUUUCUAUGAGCGAAGCACUACUAGUAAGAUUUAGAACGGACGAUACAAUUUCGAACAAAGGUUUCAAGGCCGAAUUUAUAGCGAUUGAUCGGCAGGAUAGCGAAGAAAAUUUCGGUGGUGAAGACGAUGAAGAUCAAGAUCUUUGAUUUUUAGUUCAUCGAGUGUCUGAUCGAUCGUAUGAAAUAGUCGAUCGAAAAUGAAUAAAUUCUGAGUUUCGGAUAUUCUUGCGAAAAAUACUAGUUUUACGACAAUAUAUGAUAUAAACUAUAUAUAUUACACGCAUAUUUUUCUAUAUACGUUAGAUAAAAUUUUCAUCAAUGUGUUACAAAUUAAGGCACGUUGAUUUCUUAAAGAAAGAUAUAUACCACAUCGAGGACAAAAUAAAUAAUCUCCUGACCGAA